Messenger RNA from Aureobasidium subglaciale EXF-2481, 1266 nucleotides. RefSeq lists its product as uncharacterized. The record is from RefSeq and is a predicted model, not a curated record. The transcript is spliced from 3 exons. The coding region runs from base 1 to 1266 and encodes 421 amino acids. Lineage: Eukaryota; Fungi; Ascomycota; Dothideomycetes; Dothideales; Saccotheciaceae.
AUGGGGGCUUUCUCACUGGAGUUCCAACAUGAGCUGCUAAGGGAGUCAUGGGCGUUAUACGCACUCGGUAUAGUCGUUAUUGCUCUCCGCAUAUAUGCUAGGGCCAGGAAGCUCGGUCUCCGGCAUCUGGAGUUCGACGACUAUCUGAUCUUAGUGGCUGCUGUUUUCUACACACUGCUCAUCAUCACAUUAAAUCUUACGGCGCAAGGCGGUGGUACCGCUCUUGCUAUGCCACACGAAGAUGUUUCUGCACUUACAGACGACCAAGUCAAAAUCCGACAAAGAGGAGCUAAAAUUGAUCUUGUGGCUGAACAAGCCAUGCUAAAUGUCGUCUGGAUCUUGAAGGUGUGCACAUUGAAGCUGUAUAGCCGACUCACCAUGGGUCUGAGACAGCAGAUCGCGGUAAAGGUACUCGCUGUCUACGUUGCGAUUGGCUGGGUUGCAUGCCAGCUCGCAUACUUCUGCGAAUGUCGACCUUUCAGCAUGUAUUGGCAGAUCGCUCCUUCUCCGCCAUUGAACUGUAUGGUCUUUUAUGACUACGCCAUUGUUCAGGGAACAUUCAAUAUCUCAUCCGACGUUUUCAUGCUCGUCAUACCCUUUCCACUCAUCCUACAAGUUUCUAUUGGGAUGAAGCAGAAGCUUGUUCUCCUGUGCAUUUUCUCCAUGGGCAUCUUUGUCAUCAUCGCAGCCGCUCUGACCAAGGCCGAAUUCUUCCGAUCCAUCUACGCAGAAAACUACAUGUUCUGGUACACAAGAGAAGCAUCUGUAGCGGUAUAUGUUGCAAACCUGCCUUGUAUAUGGCCAUUGCUCCGCGAAGCCUUGCCAGCGCUCAAAAGUUGGACACCGGGCUUCAUCAGCAGCUCGGCCUACAAACGCAGAGGCGCCAGUACCACUGGCCUCACAGCCAACAACCGCACACGCAACACACAAAAGAGCAAUCUGGGGCUAUCACGAAGGUCAAUGGACGAUUUCCAUGCCAUCAUUGAGCCGACGCGGCCUCAAGAGGCCAAAACGACGACUGACGUUCGUACGAGGGAGAUACCACAUUAUAGCCACCACAUCCGCAGCACAAAUCGCGGCAGUAGUAGCGACUCGAGCGUUGAGGACCUGCCUAUGCAUGGUAUCAUGACCUCGACUACAAUUGAGAUGUCGGUCAUGGCGAGUGACCAUAAGGAAGACGACCGCGACGACGCAUCACAAUCUUCGACUCGUGCAUUCGCACACGCGAACGAUCUCGAGCGUGGAUUACCGCAUACACAUGUCUGA